This is a messenger RNA of Coregonus sp. 'balchen', 27920 nucleotides long. NCBI's taxonomy places the organism in Eukaryota, Metazoa, Chordata, Actinopteri, Salmoniformes, Salmonidae. The record is from the annotation of a GenBank genome assembly.
CGCGGCCAGCUUGUUCAAAAACGAAUGGAGAGGAAUGUAGCUAGCUACGUCAAUGUUUCGAUGAUUAAAAACACACAAAACGUGAGUUAUUAUAGUAGUUAAACGUUUUUAUCAGUAUACAAAAGAUGGAUGUAUAACUUUUUUACUCUGUCUGUGCCAACGUGUUUGCUCUUCUCUCUUUCCAGCGAGACAGAACGGUAACGUAGCUGGCUAGCUAGCCUAGCUAACAUAACGGUUAGCCUUGCCCUUGGCUAAUUUAUUGUAGGCUAGCUAAAGAGUAAAGGACAUCAUUAUAAACAAUGUGAAAUGUCUGUCUUUUUUUAGAGUGAUGGAUACGUGUUUGGACAAGAAACCAGAGAGAGUGGGGCCUAUUGUUGUUGAUGAUUUGAGAAAGGACUUGUUUGCAGAUUUUUCUGCAAUUCCAUCUGUUCUGCCACAGGUUUGAUUUUGUGAACUUUGUACUGUAUUGGGGUGUUUUUUGAUGUGACAAGCUAACUAGGGGAUUUUUGUUAUCGGAUGUUUUAAUGUUAUUAGCUAUAUAACUAGCUAGAUUUAGUAAUUACUUUCUUUUUUUUUUUUUAUCACAAAAUCCCCCAAGAAAGGCUGUAUAUUUUCUCUCCCUACAGGAUUGUGUAUUAUUUGAGAAAGAGCAUCUGCGGGUCUACCUCAGGAUACGUCCCUUUACCACAGUAGAGAAUGAAGGUGGUGAAUCUCAGGUAUGUUCCCAUGACGCAUACAGGACACUGAGAUGAGGAUCAUGAUGAUUGAUCUGCCACAAAAGGACCUUGAUAUACUGUAAAGCUACAGUCUGUAUGAUUUCCAGUAAUUACAACCAAUGAAAAAUAACCUUGGAUUAGAUGAAUAUGAUUUAGAAAAAUCUCAGUAGGAUUACACCUGUGUCAAGACACUAACUGCAGUAGCAAGGGGCAGGAUGGUCAGUCAGUGGUCCUUUGCUGAUCAGAGUGCAUUUGUUGACAUGCUCCUUUUUUCCUCUGUUUAAAUCCAGGAAUGUGUGUCCAUGGAGCCACCAGACACCGUUUUACUCAGGGCUCCUAGAAGCUCUUUAUCAACCAGACGACAAACCAGUCACUCAGACGGUGACAAACCAGUCAGUCAGACCGCCCAAAGAUUUCAGUUCUCUCAGGUAAGGCCUUCUCCAGCUGUUUAAUUAGUAGCUAUUUGUAAAGAUUGGCUUUACAAAAAAAAUUGUGUGGAGCGUGACCAUUUUUCCUACACUCUUUAUCCCUCCCUCCAGGUAUAUGGCCCUGACACUACACAGAGGCAGAUGUUUGAUGGCACAGUGAAACGUCUGGUCAGAGAUGUUCUAGAAGGAGGGAAUUCUAUUGUCUUCACAUAUGGAGUCACCAACGCCGGGAAGACAUUCACAUUCCUUGGUCAGAAUUAUUUGAGCAUGUUUCAAUUUGCAUUUGACAUUUUAACGUUGGGUUAUUUUCGACAAUGUUUUAUAUGGAGACAAAUUUGACCUUUCUCUGUUUCAUAUCAGAUGCUCACCACAAUAAAAACAACUGUGUGACAGCUACAGGUUCAUGUUAAACACUUUUGGCAUCAUGCAUUUUUAACUCUUUGUCUAUUUUUACUUCCAGGCCCUGAGAGUGAUGGUGGAAUUCUUCCAAGGUCUUUGAACGUGAUCUUCAACAGCAUCGAGGGCAGGGUCUACGCACAGAACAACAUCAAACCACAUCGAUGCAGAGACUUCACUAGGCUCACAAAGGACCAGCAGGAUGAAGAGUCUACUAAUAAGCGAAACCUCAUGAGACUGUCAAAGGAGGUGAGGUUUAACAAUAAAACCUCUCGCACAAUUCCCCCCCCUGCUUUGCUUUCUUACUGAAAUGUAAAUUAGUCUCAUCCUACUUUCUUUCCCGCUGUUUGUUUUCUUCAGAGUGAUUUUCUGAAAAGCACGAUGAGCUCCACUUGCAGGUCAACAAUACUGGAGGGUAAGAAACUUGUUGCAGGCCUUGAGUAUGCAAAGUACAGUAGCUAUGUAUUUUAUGAGUUUCUUGAAACUAUAUUUGACACCAUAUAAACAUCUUAUUGUUACACUGUUUUUUUAAUCAGUGUAAGAUUUGUUGUUUGAUUGACAGGUUCCUCCUUGAGCAACAUCAGUGAUCAGGGGGAAGGAGACAGUUUCUGUCUGGAUGUGGACUCUCACACUAAAUACUCUGUGUGGGUUUCCUUCUGUGAAAUCUACAAUGAGAAUAUCCACGACCUACUGGAGCCCAUUCCUAAUGGCUCACAUAGGAGAACCGUCCUUCGGCUGUCCCAAGACAUCAAAGGAAACACCUUUGUGAAAGGUAAUGUCACUUUGAUUGAAUAUGUGAUGAAUUAGCCUAGAUGCUAUGGGAUUUCAGUUGAUACAGAACAUUCUCAUACUCAUGGUUUCUCUUGUAGAUUUAAAGUGGGUUCAAGUAAAUAAUUCCGAGGAGGCUUACAAAGUCCUGAAGAUUGGAAAGAAGAACCAGAGUUUCUCCUGCACAAAGCUCAACAACGUCUCAAGCCGAAGCCAUAGCAUAUUUUCCAUUCGUGUCUUACGGAUUGAAGAUGUUGGUAUACCCAGAGUCCACACAAUUAGCGAGUAAGUGACCAAGUUAUUACAUUUUUCCCCCUGCUUUUCUCUAUAUUGUCUUGUUUUAAUUCAUGGUUGUGUGUUAUGUCUAAGGUUGUCGUUGUGUGAUCUGGCUGGAUCUGAGAGAUGUGCAAAGACUCAGAAUAAAGGAGUGCAGCUAAAAGAGGCUGGCAAUAUUAACACCUCAUUGCUCAUUCUGGGCAAAUGCAUCAAUGCUCUGAGGCUCAACCAACAAGCCAAGUGAGUAUUUUAACCUGUAUACAGAUUUAUUAUUUUACACACACUGACUGCACGUUUGUUUAUAACAAACCAAUAUAAUGCUGCUUUUAUCCUAUGUAAAUAUUGUCCAGGUUCCAACAACAUGUGCCCUUCAGGGAGAGCAAGCUCACACACUACCUCCAGGGGUUUUUCUGUGGUAGAGGGAAAGCCUGCAUGAUCGUCAACAUCAACCAGUGUGCCUCCAUGUACGACGAGACGCUCAACGUCCUCAAGUUCUCCGCCGUCGCCCAAAAGGUCAUUCAGUGGAGCUUUAUAAGGAAAAGUAAGCUUGUGGUUGGUAAUAUAGGUGACCAAAUUGCUCAUUUAUUUAGUUUCUUUAUAACCUCUCAGGUGGUGGUCCUCAACAUCAAACCAGUUCCUGCCAUUGCUCCAAAGAGAUCUGCCAGAGAUGUGUCCCUCAUCAUCAACAAUGCUGGCCGCAAGAACCUGUGGAGUAGGAGGGAGAGCUCCAUGGUGGCUUGGGAAACAACUCUAGAAGAUGUGCAGGAAGAUGGGGAUGACGAAGAGGAGGAUGAUUAUGAAGAAGAGGAAAGUUGCGAUGAGAGCAUGGCAGAGGAGACCAUUCUGGAGGCGGGAGAAGAGGACAAGACGACGCUUGAGGACUUCAAUAAUGUAGGUUUUGUUCAUAUUCAAUAUGUUUAUAUGUUUGGUUCUUUUUCACUGACUUUCACUGACUGUGCGAAAUCCUCCUUUUAUAAGGAGGAUGGGAUCCACUUGAAUAAUUUGGGUUCCUGGAUCCUUUCACAGCAUUAUAAGGUUGCGUUGAGACAAUGACUUAUCAAUGGCCCAGCUCAGUUAAUCCCUACCAUUGUGUCGCUGAAUUGUCAUAAUACUUCAGCAAAUGUACAUUAUCCCAGGGGCGUUGGUAGACACAAUGUAAGUAACCUAAUUUAUGUCCCUCUAACUGCCCUGAAUGCCUCUGCUGAUCCUACAGCUAUUAUAUGCAGUAAUCAUGUGCCUAUGAACCAGAGUUAUAUUGUUAGCGCUGAGGCGGUGUGCCCUAGUAAGAAGUCCACUGUGUGCAGCUGACCCUGCACUAACAUAAAUAACAUGAGCAUGUCUACUUCUACUAAGCUUCCCAGUAAAGCAAUGAAAACAAACAUCCCAGAAAAGUGCUAAAAAUAGCCCAUGUUAACAUGUGUAGCUUAAGAAACAGGGUUCAUGAAAUCAAUAACUUGCUAGUAACAGAUGAGAUUCAUAUUAUGACUAUCUCUGAAACUCACUUAGAUAAUACCUUUGAUACAUUGGUAGCAGUACAUGGUUAUAACAUGUGGUCCUCUGUAGCUCAGCUGGUAGAGCACGGCGCUUGUAACGCCAAGGUAGUGGGUUCAAUCCCCGGGACCACCCAUACACAAAAAUGUAUGCACGCAUGACUGUAAGUCGCUUUGGAUAAAAGCGUCUGCUAAAUGGCUUAUUAUUAUUAUUUAUCUACAGUACAGAAAUGCCAGUGGUGGAGGUGUUGCUGUUUUAUAUUCAGAACCACAUUCUGGUAAAGCUUAGAGAGGAUCUCAUGUUAAAUACUGUUGAAGUAGUAUGCUACAGGUUAAUCUGCCUCACCUAAAGCCCAUUCUUGUGGGAAGCUGCUAUAGACCACCAAGUGCUAACAGUCAGUAUCUGAAUAAAGUGUGUGAAAUGCUUGUUAAUGUAUGUGAUAUCAACAGAGGUAUUUUCUGGGUGACCUAAAUAUUGACUGGCUUUCAUCAAGCUGCCCACCCAAGAUAAAGCUUCAAACUGUAACCAGGUUCAGUCAACCUACCAGGGAAGUUACAAACAGCACAGGAAUGAAGUCAUCAACAUGUAUUGAUCACAUCUUUACUAAUGUUGCAAAAAUUUGCUUUAAAGUAUCAAAAUCCAUCGGAUGUAGUGAUCACAAUAUAGUAGCCAUAUCUAGGAAAACCAAAGUUCCAAAGGCUGGGCCUAAUAUAGUGUAUAGAGGUCAUACAAUACGUUUUUGUAGUGAUUCAUAUGUUGUUGAUGUAAAGAAUAUGUGGUGUGUAAUGAGGAGCAACCAGACACUGCACUUGAUACAUUUUAUGAAAUUGCUUAUUCCAGUUACUAUUAAGCAUGCACCCAUUAAAAAAAAAGGACUGUAAAGACUGUUAAAUCUCAGUGAAUUGAAGAGGAAUUUAAAAUGUGUAUGGUUGAGAGGGAUAAGUCAAAAGUAAUGGCAAAUAAGUCUGGCUGCACAACUGAUUGGCAAUGUACUGCAAAUUGAGAAAUCGUGACUAAACGGAAUAGAAAUUUGACAAAUGAUUCUAUGAAACAAAGAUGAAUUAUACACUGCUCAAAAAAAUAAAGGGAACACUUAAACAACACAAUGUAACUCCAAGUCAAUCACACUUCUGUGAAAUCAAACUGUCCACUUAGGAAGCAACACUGAUUGACAAUAAAUGUCACAUGCUGUUGUGCAAAUGGAAUAGACAACAGGUGGAAAUUAUAGGCAAUUAGCAAGACAUCCCCAAUAAAGAAGUGGUUCUGCAGGUGGUGACCACAGACCACUUCUCAGUUCCUAUGCUUCCUGGGUGGUGUUUUGGUCACUUUUGAAUGCUGGCGGUGCUUUCACUCUAGUGGUAGCAUGAGACGGAGUCUACAACCCACACAAGUGGCUCAGGUAGUGCAGCUCAUCCAGGAUGGCACAUCAAUGCGAGCUGUGGCAAGAAGGUUUGCUGUGUCUGUCCAGCGUAGUGUCCAGAGCAUGGAGGCGCUACCAGGAGACAGGCCAGUACAUCAGGAGACGUGGAGGAGGCCGUAGGAGGGCAACAACCCAGCAGCAGGACCGCUACCUCUGCCUUUGUGCAAGGAGGAGCAGGAGGAGCACUGCCAGAGCCCUGCAAAAUGACCUCCAGCAGGCCACAAAUGUGCAUGUGUCUGCUCAAACGGUCAGAAACAGACUCCAUGAGGGUGGUAUGAGGACCCGACGUCCACAGGUGGGGGUUGUGUUUACAGCCCAACACCGUGCAGGACGUUUGGCAUUUGCCAGAGAACACCAAGAUUGGCAAAUUCGCCACUGGCGCCCUGUGCUCUUCACAGAUGAAAGCAGGUUCACACUGAGCACAUGUGACAGUCUGGAGACUCUGUGGAGAACGUUCUGCUGCCUGCAACAUCCUCCAGCAUGACCGGUUUGGCGGUGGGUCAGUCAUAGUGUGGGGUGGCAUUUCUUUGGGGGGCCGCACAGCCCUCCAUGUGCUCGCCAGAGGUAGCCUGACUGCCAUUAGGUACUGAGAUGAGAUCCUCAGACCCCUUGUGAGACCAUAUGCUGGUGCGGUUGGCCCUGGGUUCCUCCUAAUGCAAGACAAUGCUAGACCUCAUGUGGCUGGAGUGUGUCAGCAGUUCCUGCAAGAGGAAGGCAUUGAUGCUAUGGACUGGCCCGCCCGUUCCCCAGACCUGAAUCCAAUUGAGCACAUCUGGGACAUCAUGUCUCGCUCCAUCCACCAAUGCCACGUUGCACCACAGACUGUCCAGGAGUUGGCGGAUGCUUUAGUCCAGGUCUGGGAGGAGAUCCCUCAGGAGGCCAUCCGCCACCUCAUCAGGAGCAUGCCCAGGCAUUGUAGGGAGGUCAUACAGGCACGUGGAGGCCACACACACUACUGAGCCUAAUUUUGACUUGUUUUAAGGACAUUACAUCAAAGUUGGAUCAGCCUGUAGUGUGGUUUUCCACUUUAAUUUUGAGGGUGACUCCAAAUCCAGACCUCCAUGGGUUGAUCAAUUUGAUUUCCAUUGAUAAUUUUUGUGUGAUUUUGUUGUCAGCACAUUCAACUAUGUAAAGAAAAAAGUAUUUAAUAAGAUUAUUUCAUUCAUUCAGAUCUAGGAUGUGUUGUUUUAAGUGUUCCAUUUAUUUUUUUGAGCAGUGUAGUAUAUAAAAAAAAAGCUUUGGAGCACCUUAAAUUAAAUGUAGGGCAAAAAGGCAAACUCAGCGCCAUCAUUCAUUGAAUCAGAUGGCUGAUUCAUCACAAAACCCACUGAUAUUGCCAAUUACUUUAAUGAUAUUUUCAUUGGCAAGAUUAGCAAACUUAGGCAUGACAUGCCAGUAACAAACGCUGACACCACAUCCAAGUAGAACUGAUCAAAUUAUGGAAGACAAGCAUUGUCAUUUUGAAUUCCGUAAAGUGAGUGUGGAAGAGGUGAAAAGUAUUGUUGUCAACAAUGACAAGCCACCGGGGUCUGACAACUUGGAAGGAAAAUUACUGAAGAUAAUAGCGGGCGAUUAUUGCCCCUCCUAUUUGCCAUAUCUUCAAUCUAAGCCUACUAGAAAGUGUGUGCCCUCAGGCCUGGAGGGAAGCAAAAGUCAUUGCACUACCUAAGAAUAGUAAAGCCCCCUUUACUGGCUCAAAUAGCUGACCAAUCAGCCUGUUACCAACCCUUAAUAAACUUUUGGAGAAAAUUGUGUUUGACCAGAUUCAAUGCUAUUUUACUGUAAACAAAUUGACAACAGACUUUCAGCACGCUUGUCCUAGAGAAGGACAUUCAACAUGCACAGCACUUACACAAAUGACUGAUUGGCUGAGAGAAAUUGAUACAAAUAUUGUGGGAGCUGUUUUGUUAGACUUCAGUGCUGCUUUUGACAUUAUCGAUCAUAGUCAGCUGCUAAAAAAACGUAUGUGUUAUGGCUUUACAUCCCCCUGCUAUAUUGUUGAUAAAGAGUUGCCUGUGUUCUUUAAUGGAAGCCUCUCCAACAUAAUUCAGAUAGAAUCAGGAAUUCCCCAGGGCAGUUGUAUAGGCCCCUUUACUUUUUUCAAUCUUUACUAAGCCAGUGUGUCUAUGUAUGCGGAUGACUCAACACUAUACACGUCAGCUACUACAGCGAGUGGAGUCACUGCAACACUUAACGAAGAGCUGCAGUUAGUUUCAGAAUGGGUGGCAAGGAAUAAGUUAGUCCUAAAUAUUUCAAAAACUAAAAGCAUUGUAUUUGGGACAAAUCAUUCACUAAACCCUAAAUCUUGUAAUAAAUAAUGUGGAAAUUGAGCAAGUUGAGGUGACUAAACUGCCUGGAUUGUAAUCUGUCGUGGUCAAAACAUGUUGAUACAACAGUAGCUAAGAUGGGGGAGAAGUCUGUCCAUAAUAAAGCGCUGCACUGCCUUUCUAACAACACUAUCAACAAGGCAGGUCCUACAUUACCUAAUCUUGUCACACCUGGACUACUGUUCAGUCAUGUGGUCUUCACAAACCCCAAGUCAAAAACAGACUAUGGGAGGCGGACAGUACUACGUAGAGCCAUGGCUACAUGAAACUCUAUUCCACAUCAGGUAACUGAUGCAAGCAGUAUAAUCAGAUUAAUAUAAAAGCUACAAAUACACCUUAUGGAACAGCGGGGACUGUGAAGAGACACACACAGGCACAGACACACGUAUAUACAUACACAUUAGACACACACACUACAUGCAUGUACACAUGGAUUUUGUAUUGUAAAUAUGUGGUAGUAGAGUAGUGGCCUGAGGGAACACACUUAAUAUGUUGUGAAAAGUGUUAUGAAAUGCAAUUGUCAUGUAAUAUCUUAAAUUGUGUAUAUAACUGCCUUAAUGUUGCUGGACCACAGGAAGAGUAGCUGCUGCCUUGUGUAUUUUAGGGCCAGUUUGCUCUGGUGGAGGAACUGAGGGAGAAGCUUCUGAAGGAGGAAGCUGAGAAAUUGGCUUUGGAGUCUCAUAUCCGUGAAGAGGUCACCAUUGAGUUCAUGGAGCUAUUCUCCAAAAUGGAAAGUGAUUACAAGUAAGUCGUCUAUUUCGCUCUUUUUAAAAGAUCUGUCAAUCUUGGCCAUUGUCUGUAGAUGCAUUGACUGAACAAUGCUUCUGUCAUGCAGUGAGCGUCUUGCCAAAGAGAGGGAGAUCAUCGAGGACAGAGCGGAGAAGAGGUUGGAGAUCCUGAAGAAUUUAGUCAGCAAAAGUGUCAGCGAGUGUGCAAGUGUCACCGGUGACGAGGAAAUGACAAAGGUAACAGUCUUAUUCAGAUCACAGGUCAUAAUAUCAGAUCAUGCAGAAAAUACAACUUCACCACUAAUAUCUUUACCUGUCCUUGUUUAAUGAGUUGAGUUCUGAUAUCUUUGUUUUCCAUCACAGGAGGAUAAGGUAGAGCUCUUGGAUGGGAUCAUUGAAGCUAUGCGAGACGACCUGGCUAGAAUCAGGAGGGAUACGGAGACUGCACAGACCUGUCUGGUGGACCUGCCUGAGUCUCCUGGCACUGUAGCCAGCCUGAGGAAGCAAGUGGACGACUUAUCAGAGGAGCUCCUCAAGACCCAGCAGCAACUCAAACUCAAAACCAAUGGUGUGUGUAUAGUAUGUCUGAACUACUGUGAUUUGGCCAUGUCUGCUAAAUAUUCAGGAUUUAGCUUAAAGGGAUACUUCGGGAUUUUAGCAAUGAGGCCCUUUAUCUACUUCCCCAGAGUCAGAUGAACUUGUGGAUUCCAUUUUUAUGUCUCUGUGUCCAGUAUGAAGGAAGUUAGGUAGUUUUGCGAGCCAAUGCUAACUAGCGUUAGUGCAAUGACUGGAAGUCUAUGGGUAUCUGCUAGCAUGCUUCCUUCAUACUGGACAGAGACAUACUUUUUUUAAAUCCACGAGUUCAUCUGCAUCUGGAGAAGUACAGUACAUUCGGGAAAGUAUUCAGACUCCUUGACUUUGUCCACAUUUUGUUACGUUACAGCCUUAUUCUACAAUGGAUUAAAUAAAACAUUUUCCUCAGCAAUCUACACACAAUACCCCGUAAUGAUGAUAUGAAAGCAGGUUGUUCGAAAUUUUUGCACUUAUUAAAAUAAAAACAGAAAUACCAUAUUUCCAUAAGUAUUCAGACCCUUUGCUAUGAGACCCAACAUUUUGCUCCGGUGCAUCCUGUUUCCAUUCAUCAUCCUGGAGAUGUUUCUACAACUUGAUUGGAGUCCACCUGUGGUAAAAUCUCUAUUGAUUGGACAUGAUUUGGAAAGGCACACACCUGUCUAUAUAAGGUCCCACAGUUGACAGUGCAUGUCAGAGCAAAAACUAAGACAUGAGGUCGAAGGAAUUGUCCUUAGAGCUCCGAGACAGGAUUGUGUUGAGGCACAGAUCUGGGGAAGGGUACCAAAAAAUGUCUGCAGCAUUGAAGGUCCACAAGAACACAGUGGCCUCCAUCAUUCUUAAAUGUAAGAAGUUUGGACCCACCAAGACUCUUCCUAGAGCUGGCCGCCCGGCCAAACUGAGCAAUCAGGGGAGAAGGGCUUUGGCCAGGGAGGUGACCAAGAACCCGAUGGUCACUCUGACAGACUUCUAGAGUUCCUCUGUGGAGAUGGGAGAACCUUCCAGAAGGACAACCAUCUCUGCAGCACUCCACCAAUCAGGCCUUAUUGGUAGUGGCCAGACGGAAGCCACUCCUCAGUAAACGGCACAUGACAGCCCGCUUGGAGUUUGCCAAAAGGCACCUAAAGACUCUCAGACCAUGAGAAACAAGAUUCUCUAGUCUGAUGAAACCAAGAUUGAACUAUUUGGCCUGAAUGCCAAGCGUCACGUCUGGAGGAAACCUGGCACCAUCCCUACAGUGAAGCAUGGUGGUGGCAGCAUCAUGCUGUGGGUGUGUUUUUCAGCAGCAGGGACUGGGAGACUAGUCAGGAUCAAUGCAAAGAUGAACAGAGCAAAGUACAGCGAGAUCCUUAAUGAAAACCUGCUCCAGAGCGCUUAGGACCUCAGACUGGGGCGAAGGUUCACCUUCCAACAGGAAAACGACCCUAAGCACACAGCCAAGACAACGCAGGAGUGGCUUCGGGACAAGUCUCUGAAUGUCCUUGAGUGGCCCAGCCAGAGCCCGGACUUUAACCCGAUCGAACAUCUCUGGAGAGACCUGAAAAUAGCUGUGCAGCAACGCUCCCCAUCCAACCUGACAGAGCUUGAGAGGAUCUGCAGAGAUGAAUGAGAAACUCUCCAAAUACAGGUGUGCCAAGCUUGUAGCGUCAUACCUAAGAAGACUUACAUGCUGUAACAAAGGUGCUUCAACAAAGUACUGAGGAAAAUAAUAUGUAUGUAAAUGUAAUAUUUCCGUUUUUUAUUUUGCUAACAUUUCUAAAAAACCUUUUUGCUUUGUCAUAAUGGGGUAUUGUGUGUAGAUUGAUAAGAAAAACAUUUUAAUCAAUUUUAGAUUGAGGUUGUAACGUAACAAAAUGUGGAAAAGUCAAGGUGUCUGAAUACUUUCCGAAUGCAGUGUAGAUAAAGGGCCUUAUUGCCAAAAUUCCCAAGCAUCCCUUUAAGUGUGUUUUCUCUCGGUUUACAGAAAUGGAAGUAAUGAGCAUGGAAUUGAAACAAUUGUUUGGGCAGCUAGAGGAUGCGAAGGAGGUAAGCCUGGCUUGAUAUUGAUAUCUGAUGUGUUUUGUUGCAUGUGAACACUGAAUCAAAGUUUGUGUUAGAGUUGAUGGUUCUCCAUAUUUUGGUUUUAUGCAGAAUUUGGAAUCUCAGACACGGAAGUUUGAGGCCUUAAUGGAAAUCUGCCAUGAGAAAGAUGAUGUGAUAACCAAGCUGCAGGAAGCAAUGGACCAGAAUAGUGAGGCUGCAACUAGGGAUGUAAGUAAAUUACUUGCUUGAACUAAUGAUUUCAUACUUGCACCUGCAUUAAUUGCGCAUAUGGGGGCGCUUUGUAAUCUGUCCAAGUGUAUUUAGUAUUAAUCAUCACAUAACCUCUAUGAUAAUAUGCAUUCCCUUUCACUGUUUUUGUCAACAGAAGGCCUUGGUUGACUCAAUCAAGGAGGAGAUUCUGAGCUUGAAACAGAAUUGUAAGUGUAUGAGCCGGGACAGUCCCAGUGCUGAGGAGGGCAGGAACCGCCAUGCUGAUGUCCUGGAAGACCUUGAUGAUCAGCCUGCCCUGAAGAAAGGUAGUCAUAAAAAAAAGAUGAAAGGAGUUACAUCUUGUAUCGGGGAUAUUGGUCCUUAUGUUUCCAUUUACUUUUAGAGUUCUGUGUCUGUCUGACCAGCUCCUCUCUCUCCAGGGAGUCUUGAGGAUGAGCGUAUCAUUCGAGCAGAUGAGUUGGAGAAACUCCAGGCUGAAUGUCAUCAAAAAGACUUGACGAUUUUGCAGUUAAAAGAAGAACACGAGGCGAUGGUUCAGAAGUUGGAGACGGUCAAAGGAGAGAUAAAAAGAAAGAACGAAAAUGCCGACGAGCUCAAACGCGAGAGGGUUUCGUUCGAACAGACUGUACAGAAGCUCACCGAUGAUUUGGAGGAGCAGACAGAUGACUGUGAAGCUGUGAUGGCCUCGCUGGAAAAAGAGAGGAAGGAGACAGCCAUGCUCUCCAAAGACAACAAAGCACUGGUCAGUGGCAUCUUCCAGCUCCAGCAGACAUCACAGAAAGUGGAGUCUUCUGUGAAAACUCUCCAAACAGAACUUAUCGAACAGACUGAGAGGUCCGCCAAGCUUUUAGAGGAGCUAGAAGCAGCCAGAGUACUCCUGAAGGGGCUCGAAGACGAAUCCAACGAAAAAUCCAAAACCAUUGAAUCCUUAACUUUGGAAACUGAACGACUCCGGAAGGAAGCGGAGGAACUGAAGGUCUCUUCUGUGCAGAGCAACAACUCCAAGUUCCAUGACACCAUAGAUGCAAUGAAAAGGGAGUGUGAGUGCGUGGUGGAGAAGUUGCUCCAGAAGAGCCAGUGGAUAGAUGUCCUGGAGCAGGAGCUCAACCAGGUCAAAGAGCAGCUCUCUGGACGGGAGGAACUCUGCAGCCAGCUGAGACAUGAGUUAGAGACACAGCGGUCAGAGGCCCAAUUCAACCUACAGGGCUAUGAAUUAGAGAAAGGGGCUUACAAUGAAAUUACGAAGAGUUACUCUGACCUUGAAAAAAUGGCAGGUCACCUGAAGGAGCAAAUCGUGGACCUGGAGGUUCAGGUGCAGGCCUCUGGAGGCAGCUCUGAGAGGGUUGUGGAGUUGGAGAAGCAACUGGCUGAGAGGGAGGCCCAGUGCGAAGCUCUGCAAGCAAGAUUAGAGGAGGCUCAACAGAAACUGGCCCAGGUGGAGGAAAGUCAUAGCAAUAAGUCCAAGGAGAAGGUGAUUGAAGACAUGCGUCUUGCUCUGACAGAGCAGGAGAGGACACAAACAGAACAAGAUCAGAUUCUGGAGGCUAAGGAAAAAGAGAUUGAGGCUUUAAGUGAAGGUGAGUGGUCACACGCUUAAAUCAGUUUUGUUUUUUUAAGCAAGUCUUCAUUCAGAUUUUUUGGGGGAAUUGGCACUGUCUCAAUUUUGGAUUUCAGAGCUGACGAGUUUGAAGGACUGCUGCCUACCAAAAAACAUGAACAGUGCAAAGUUCUCUCAUGUCCUCAACAACUGUCCUGGCGAGAAUGUGAAGCAGGAAUGUCAGCGGACUGAAGAGAGCUUGAAGGUAAGAGCUGCCGUUUGAUCAAAGAUGCUCACAUUCAUUCUCAACGUCCCUCUGAAACUCUAGCAAUUUAAGGUUCUGUUUGAGACGGGACGGUGUACGCACGUGUGGUGAGGGAAGUAAUCAUUCCUUUUGAUGUCCUCCUAGCUGGUUAAUGAGCAGCAUGAGAUGGAGAAGCAGAAGUGGCUUGAAGAGAGGGCCAUUCUGAUGGAGAGACCCAAAGGGCCAGAGCAGGAGGAGAGUCGGUGCCCGGCUCCAGAGUUGAUGAGGGAGUGUUCAGAGGAGCUCUGCCGUAGCACGCUGCAGACUGUAGAGGUAAUACUGACUCUGAUUUAAUAAACACAUUAGAACUGCUGGGCUUAAUGGCGUCUCUGAAUGAGAGGAAGUAAUUAAUGGAGUUUCAAAGUGCGUAGGUAGUGAGUGUGCAGCAGGAAGUUGAUGAAUGACGUUCAGAAUAGGGUUUCUGUGACCUAAUCCCUAAUUUCUGCUUAAUUUAGUGGGAUAUUGCUAACUUUUUACCUCUCGUUUUAUCUCUGAGGAGCACAUAAUUUCUAAUAGCAUUAACUCUGUGUAUAUCAAUGAUGUCGUUCUUGCUGCUGGUGACGCUCGGAUCCACCUCUAUGCGGACGACACCAUUUUGUAUACAUCUGGCCCUUCAUUGGAUUGAACACUGUGUUAACAAACCUCCAAACGAGCUUCAACGCCAUACAACACUCCUUCCGUAGCCUCCAACUGCUCUUAAACACUAGUAAAAUUAAAUGCAUGCUCUUCAACCGAACGCUGCUUGCACCCGACUAGACUAGAAUCACUACUCUCAGCGGGUCUGACCUAGAGUAUGUGGACAACUACAAAUACCUAGGUGUCUGGUUAGACUGUAAACUCUCCUUCCAGACUCACAUUAAGCAUCUCCAAUCAAAAGUUAGAUCUAGAAUCGGCUUCCUAUUUCGCAACAAAGUCUCCUUCACUCAUGCUGCCAAACAUGCCCUCGUAAAACUGACUAUCCUACCGAUCCUUGACUUGGGCGAUGUCAUUUACAAAAUAGCCUCCAACACUCUACUCAGCAAAUUGGAUGUAGUCUAUCACUGUGCCAUCCGUUUUGUCUCCAAAGCCCCAUAUAAUACCCACCACUGUGACCUGUACGCUCUUGUUGGCUGGUCCUCACUACAUAUUUGUCGCCAAACCCACUGGCUCCAGGCCAUCUAUAAAUCACUGCUAGGCAAAUCCCCGCCUUAUCUUAGCUCAUUGGUCACCAUAGCAACACCCACCCGUAGUCUGCGCUCCAGCAGGUAUAUCUCACUGGUCAUCCCCAAAGCCAACACCUCCUUUGGCCGCAAUUCCUUCCAGUUCUCUGCUGCCAAUGACUGGAACAAAUUGCAAAAAUCUCUGAAGCUGGAGACUCUUACCUCCCUCACUAACUUUAAGCAUCAGUUGUCAGAGCACCUUACCGAUCACUGCACCUGUACACAGCCCAUCUGAAAUUAGCCCGCCCAACUACCUCAUCCCUAUAUUGUUAUUUAUUUUGCUCAUUUGUACCCCAGUAUCUCUAUUUGCACAUCAUCUCUUGCACAUCUAUCAUUCCAGUGUUAAUACUAAUUGUAAUUAUUUUGCACUAUAGCCUAUUUAUUGCCUUACCUCCAUAACUUGCUACAUUUGCACACACUGUAUAUAUAUAUGUAUUUCUGUUGUAUUUCUGUAGUAUUUUUGACUUUGUUUUGUUUUACCCCAUAUGUAACUCUGUUGUUGUUUUUAUCGCACUGCUUUGCUUUAUCUUGGCCAGGUCGCAGUUGUAAAUGAGAACUUGUUCUCAACUGGUUUACCUGGUUAAAUAAAGGUGAAAUAAAAAAAAUAAAAAAAUAAUUCGGCGAUGUCAUUUACAAAAUAGCCUCAAACUCUACUCAGCAAAUUGGAUGUAGUCUAUCACAGUGCCAUCCGUUUUGUCACCAAAGCCCCAUAUACUACCCACCAUUGUGACCUGUACGCUCUCGUUGGCUGGCCCUCACUACAUAUUCGUCGCCAAACCCACUGGCUCCAGGCCAUCUAUAAAUCACUGCUAGGCAAAUCCCCGUCUUAUCUUAGCUCACUGGUCACCAUAGCAACACUCACCCGUAGUCUGCGCUCCAGCAGGUAUAUCUCACUGGUCAUCCCCAAAGCCAACACCUCCUUUGGCCGCAAUUCCUUCCAGUUCUCUGCUGCCAAUGACUGGAACAAAUUGCAAAAAUCUCUGAAGCUGGAGACACUUAUCUCCCUCACUAACUUUAAGCAUCAGUUGUCAGAGCAGCUUACUGAUCACUGCACCUGUACACAGCCAUUCUGAAAUUAGCCCACCCAACUACCUCAUCCCCAUAUUGUUGUUUAUGUUGCACCCCAGUAUCUCUAUUUGCACAUCAUCUUUUGCACAUCUAUCAUUCCAGUGUUAAUACGAAAUUGUAACUAUUUUGCACUAGGGCCUAUUUAUUGCCUUACCUCCAUAACUUGCUACAUUCGCACACACUGUAUAUAUAUUUUCUGUUGUAUUUUUGACUUUAUGUUUUGUUUACCCCAUAUGUAACUCUGUUGUUGUUUUUAUCGCACUGCUUUGCUUUAUCUUGGCCAGGUCGCAGUUGUAAAUGAGAACUUGUUCUCAACUGGCUUACCUGGUUAAAUAAAGGUUACAAAAAAAACUUGAUCCAUAUAUCUGAUGUAUUGAAGAGAAGUUACCAGCCUAUAUAUUAUCACUUCUUUCCAACUAAAUGAUAUGUAUGUACAGUUGAAGUCGGAAGUUUACAUACACUUAGGUUGGAGUCAUUAACUCGUUUUUUAACCACUCCACAAAUGUAUUGUUAACAAACUAUACUUUUGGCAAGUCGGUUAGGACAUCUACUUUGCAUGACACAAGUCAUUUUCCAACAAGUGUUUAUAAUUCACUGUAUCACAAUUCCAGUGGGUCAGAAGUUUAGAUACACUAAGUUGACUGUGCCUUUAAACAGCUUGGAAAAUUCCAGAAAAUGUUAUGGCUUUAGAAGCUUUUAAUAGGCUAAUUGACAUCAUUUGAGUCAAUUGGAGGUGUACCUGUGGAUGUAUUUCAAGGCCUACCUUCAAACUGUGCCUCUUUGCUUGACAUCGUGGGAAAAUCAAAAUAAAUCAGCCAAAAAAUUGUAGACCUCCACAAGUCUGGUUCAUGCUUGGAAGCAGUUUUCAAACGCCUAUAGGUACCACGUUCAUCUGUACAAACAAUAGUAUGCAAGUAUAAACACCAUGGGACCAUGCAGCCGUCAUACCGCUCAGGAAGGAGACGUGUUCUGUCUCCUAGAGAUGAACGUACUUUGGUGCGAGAAGUACAAAUCAAUCCCAGAACAACAGCAAAGGACCUUGUGAAGAUGCUGGAGGAAACAGGUAAAAAGUGUCUAUAUCCACAGUAAAACGAGUCCUAUAUCGAUAUAACCUGAAAGGCCGCUCAGCAAGGAAGAAGCCACUGCUCCAAAACCGCCAUAAAAAAGCCAGACUACAGUUUGCAACUGCACAUGGGGACAAAGAUCGUACUUUUUGGAGAAAUGCCCUCUGGUCUGAUGAAACAAAAAUAGAACUGUUUGGCCACAAUGACCAUCGUCAGGGGGUAGCUUGCAAGCCGAAGAAAACCAUCCCAACCGUGAAGCACGGGGGUGGCAGCAUCAUGCUGUGGGGGUGCUUUGCUGCAGGAGGGACUGGUGCACUUCACAAAAUAGAUGGCAUCAUGAGGAAGGAAAAUUAUGUGGAUAUAUUGAAGCAACAUCUCAAGACAUCAGUCAGGAAGUUAAAGCUUGGUCGCAAAUGGGUCUUCCAAAUGGACAAUGACCCCAAGCAUACUUCCAACGUUGUGGCAAAAUUGCUUAAGGACAACAAAGUCAAGGUAUUGGAGUGGCCAUCACAAAGCCCUGACCUCAAUCCUAUAGAAAAUUUGUGGGCAGAACUGAAAAAGCGUGUGCGAGCAAGGAGGCCUACAAACCUGACUCCGUUACACCAGCUCUGUCAGGAGGAAUGGGCCAAAAUUCACCCAACUUAUUGUGGGAAGCUUGUGGAAGGCUACCUGAAACGUUUGACCCAAGUUAAACAAUGUAAAGGCAAGGCUACCAAAUAUUAAUUGAGUGUAUGUAAACUUCUGACCCACUGGGAAUGUGAUGAAAGAAAUAAAAGCUGAAAUAAAUCAUUCUCUCUGCUAUUAUUCUGACAUUUCACAUUCUUAAAAUAAAGUGGUGAUCCUAACUGAUCUAAGACAGGGAAUUUUUACUAGGAUUAAAUGUCAGGAAUUGUGAAAAACUGAGUUUAAAUGUAUUUGGCUAAGGUGUAUGUAAACUUCCGACUUCAACUGUAGUUGCAGGGAAAGCGGGUGCACUUCACACAGCAAUUGACAGUAUUUCUCACCGUAAGGAUUGUCUGCCUUUUAUGCUAAUGUCUGUUUUCCAGGCGCAAUUGUCAAAACAGCCCUCAGAGAAAGAAGAGGAGAGUGGCUCUGUUGUUGAGGACCUCAAAUUAAAGAUACAGAAUCUCCAGGAGAGAAACGCAAAGAAAGAGCGCAAGCUCAGGGAGCUCCACGACCACUCCAAUUUCCAAACACAAGAGGUCAGUAUAGAUCAGAUAAUCAUUUAUACUGAACAAAAAUAUAAACGCAGCAAUUUAAACGAUUUUACUGAUUUUACAGUUCAUGUAAGGAAAUCAGUAAAUUGAAAUAAAUUCAUUAGGCCCUACUCAAUGGAUUUCACAUGACUGGGCAGGGGCGCAGCCAUGGGUGGGUCUGGCUCCCCAGUGGGUGGGCCUAUGCCCACCCAUGGCUGUGCCCCUGCCCAGCCAAUCAGAAUGAGUUUUUUUUUCCACAAAAGGGCUUGAUUACAGACAGAAAUGCUCCUCAGUUUCAUCAGCUGUCCUGGUGGCUGGUCUCAGAUGGUCCCGCAGGUGAAGAAGCCAGAUGUGGAGGUCUUGGGCUGGUGUGGUUACACGUGGUCUGCGGUUGUGAGGCCGGUUGGUCGUACUGCCAAAUUCUCUAAAACGACGUUUGAGGCGACUUAUGUAGAGAAAUGAACAUUCAAUUCUCUGGCAACAGCUCUGGUGUACAUUCCUACAGUCAGCAUGCCAAAUGCACGCUCCCUCAACUUGAAUUAUCUUGGCAAAGGAUAAAUGCUCACUAACAGGGAUGUAAAUACAUUUGUGCACAAAAUCUGAGAGAAAUAGGUGUAUGGAAAAUUUUUAAGAUCUUUUAUUUCAGCUCAUGAAACAUGGGACCAAAACUUAACAUGUUGCGUUUAUAUUUUUGUUCUGUAUAGCUGCUUCUUAUGUUUGACUAUUCUUGUCAUUUUUUUGCGAUUUCAGCCACAAAAUCAGGGAUGGAUUCAUUUCAACAGGGGUGUAAAGAAACAUUCAUAUUUGAUGAAUCAGAUAAUAAAUAGUGGUGUGUGUGUGUGUGUGUGUGUGUGUUUAUGCCUGUGUGUAUAAUGUUGGCCUGUCUGUCUGUCUGUCUGUCUGGGCAGGUACUGGACUCCUCAGAGGUGUCCACAGAUGGCAGGCAAGAGCGUCGCUUCCCCAAACCGGAGCUGGAGAUCCAGUUCACCCCUCUGCACUCCAACAAGCUGAACGUCCGGAGGCAGGGAGAGAACAAGUCUGUGACCAUCAAAAUCCCCCGCUCAGCCAAGAAGAGGAAGAGCAACGAGAUGGAGAAGGUACAGUUCAAAGUGUGUGUGUGAUAGGAUAACAGAUAUGUCCAGAAGACAUUUGACUGAAAACCAUAACAUUUUAAAUAAUAAUUGUUUUAUUGUCACAUACACCAGAUAGGUGCAAUUGUUGUCAUGAUACCAGAAUUUUGACUUUGAUACCGAUACCAGGUUUAGUAUCACAAUACUGGAUACCAAAACGAUACCACGGGGGAAAAAGGUGUAUUAGCCGAAGUCACAGAAUGGCACUUCAUCCAGACAGAUCUUUUGAGUUCAAUAUCAUUACAUUUGCAUUUAAAAUGUCUGAUUUUUGAAUGUAUGCAUUAAUGAAUCAAUUAUACAAUCAAUUUGACUUUGUUUUUUACCAACCCAACUACAUACCAACAUUAUGGUAAUCAUUUAUUUGACUGGUAAAGCUCUAGUCUAUUGAUGAACUGGGUAAAUCAAGAUGAAGCGUAGGCCUGUUCACAAUAGCGGUGAAUGCAUAUUCAACAGGAGUGUGUGCAUGUAUUGAGUUAUUGAGCUUGUUUUGACUGAUUUUUCAUGGGCCUACAGAUGAAAAACAAUAUUUCCCUUCCACUUGCGACGUAUUCUAUUGUACUGAUCAACAACAGUUGCAUAGAACAAGCAAUCUCUUAUUUUAUAAAAGUGUGCGCUCUCACUAAGACCCAUGCCUUCAUUCUCUCACACACACACUCAGUUUGAGGCUCGAGCGAAGAUAAUGACUGGGAGAGACGAAAAGCAGGCGGGGAAGAUGACGUGAAUUAAUACAGAUUUAGUGACAUUCAGCUUUGAAAUGAGCAAUAUUUUGCUUUAUGGUUUGCAUAUUAUCACAAACAAGGUACUAGGGUAGUGAAUUGAUGUUAGCUUCAGCUGUAAGCUAGCAAGGAAAGUUAGCCUACAACGCUGGAAGCUACCUGUAUAUUCUUGCAUUGUGAAGUGUUCUAGCCUGUAAUGGACAUUUUGUUUUGCGAACCGUAAUUAACAUUUUCAACAUUUCUACAUUCCGUGUUGCAUUAUUCAAGUACAGUUGAAGUCGGAAGUUUACAUACACUUAGGUUGGAGUCAUUAAAACUAGUUUUUCAACCACUCCACACAUUUCUUGUUAACAAACUAUAGUUUUGGCAAGUCGGUUAGGACAUCUACUUUGUGCAUGACACAAGUACUUUUUCCAACAAUUGUUUACAGACAGAUUAUUUCACUUAUAAUUCACUGUAUCACAAUUCCAGUGGGUCAGAAGUUUACAUACACUAAGUUGACUGUGCCUUUAAACAGCUUGGAAAAUUCCAGAAAAUGAUGUCAUGGCUUUAGAAGCUUCUGAUAGGCUAAUUGACAUUAUUUGAGUCAAUUGGAGGUGUACCCGUGGAUGUAUUUCAAGGCCUACCUUGAAACUCAGUGCCUAUUUGCUUGACAUCAUGGGAAAAUCAAAAGAAAUCAACCAAGGCCUCAGAAAAAAAUGUGUAGACCUCCACAAGUCUGGUUCAUCCUUGGGAGCAAUUUCCAAAUGCCUGAAGGUACCAUGUUCAUCUGUACAAACAAUAGUACACAAGUAUAAACACCAUGGGACCACGCAGCUGUCAUACCGCUCAGGAAGGAGACGCGUUCUGUCUCCUAGAGAUGAACGUACCUUGGUGCGAAAAGUGCAAAUCAAUCCCAGAACAACAGCAAAGGACCUUGUGAAGAUGCUGGAGGAAACAGGUACAAAAGUAUCUAUAUCCACAGUAAAACGAGUCCUAUAUCGAUAUAACUUGAAAGGCCGCUCAGCAAGGAAGAAGCCACUGCUCCAAAACCGCCAUAAAGCCAGACUACGGUUUGCAACUGCACAUGGGGACAAAGAUCGUAGUUUUUGGAGAAAUGUCCAAAAAUAGAACUGUUUGGCCAUAAUGACCAUCGUUAUGUUUGGAGGAAAAAGGGGGACGCUUGCAAGCUGAAGAACACCAUCCCAACCGUGAAACACGGGGGUGGCAGCAUCAUGCUGUGGGGGUGCUUUGCUGCAGGAGGGACUGGUGCACUUCACAAAUAGAUGGCAUCAUGAGGAAGGAAAAUUGUGGAUAUAUUGAAGCAACAUCUCAAGACAUCAGUCAGGAAGUUAAAGCUUGGUCGCAAAUGGGUCUUCCAAAUGGACAAUGACCCCAAGCAUACUUCCAAAGUUGUGGCAAAAUGGCUUAAGGACAACAAAGUCAAGGUAUUGGAGUAGCCAUCACAAAGCCCUGACCUCAAUCCUAUAGAAGAUUUGUGGGCAGAACUGAAAAAGCAUGUGCGAGCAAGGAGGCCUACAAACCUAACUCCGUUACACCAGCUCUGUCAUGAGGAAUGGGCCAAAAUUCACCCAACUUAUUGUGGGAAGCUUGUGGAAAACUACCCGAAACGUUUGACCCAAGUUAAACAAUUUAAAGGCAAUGCUACCAAAUACUAAUUGAGUGUAUGUAAACUUCUGACCCACUGGGAAUGUGAUGAAAUAAAUAAAAGCUGAAAUAAAUCAUUCUCUCUGCUAUUAUUCUGACAUUUCACAUUCUUAAAAUAAAGUGGUGAUUCCAACUGACCUAAGACAGGGAAUUUUUACGAGGAUUAAAUGUCAGGAAUUGUGAAAAACUGAGUUUAAAUGUAUUUGGCUAAGGUGUAUGUAAACUUCCGACUUCAACUGUAUCUAUUCAAUCUCAUUACACUUCCUCCAAAAUGUAGACAUGGAGAGCCAGUUCUGUGACACUGGGUUGCCUUGCAUUUGAUUUUGAUUUUAAUGCUUGUGUGAGAGAUUGAGUAAGAGUUGGAGGGGUGAGAAAACAUCUCAACAAACAGACCGGGUAUUACCCAGCCCUUCCAGAGACCAAGCCGCAGAUAGACCACUAUAAACACAACGUCUGUCCUCUUUCUCUGCACUGCACUAACAAACUACCUCAAAGCAACCCUUCUCUCUGUUCAGCAGGAUUAUGGUCAGAGUGAACAAUAAUAACACCCCUACAGAAGCUGAAUUGUAUAGAUAGUGGCUUUGAGUUGAAGUUCAGUCCACCACUCUUUUAAGAGAAGCUUUCCAAACAUUCUUAUUGUAGUAUCUUGCUAAAUCAACCCACCAUAUGGCUAUCACUAACAGACCUAUGCCAAAGGAACAAGAGCAAUGUCAACAGAUAAGAGGCUUAUAAACAGUUGUGGGAACCUGAAACUACAGCCACAAUCCCUUCAGUCCCUUCACAUUUCAGACUGAUGCCAGAUUGAACAGUAUUAAGGUCCUGGUUGCUUUUAUUAGUUUUUUUGGAAAAAGUGAUAACAGAUUUAACCAGAUCCCUUUUGAAAUUAGAUCCCAAUUAUGCUAUACAUAUAGCAGAUGAAGGGGGGCACCAUUUUGACUUGAUGUCCUGAAGAAUUGAUCCCUUUGUUGUAAUACAACACAGAACGUGUGUGCGUGUGUCACUAAUCCUAAAAUGUUCUCUCUGUGCCUCAGGACCCUGUGGAAAGUGAGAACAAAAAGAAUAUAAAGUUGAGGGGGAACAACAGAGUGAACAUGCAGGUGAGAAGAGAAUCUAGACUUAUAAACCUAUUUUAAUGUCACUAGUUCAGCUUAUCCUGUGUAUACACUACCGGUCAAAAGUUUUAGAACACCUACUCAUUCAAGGAUUUUUCUAUUUUUACUAUUUUCUACAUUGUAGAAUAAUAGUGAAGACAUCAAAACUAUGAAAUAACACAUAUGGAAUCAUUUAGUAACCAAAAAAAGUGUUAAACAAAUCAAAAUAUAUUUGAGAUUUUUCAAAUAGCGACCUUUAGCCUUGAUGACAGCUUUGUACACUUUUUUGGUUACUACAUGAUUCCAUAUGUGUUAUUUCAUAGUUAUUCUACAAUGUAGAAAAUAGUCAAAAUGAAGAAAAAACCUUGAAUGAUUAGGUGUUCUAAAACUUUUGACCGGUAGUGUAUAUGUCAUGUCAACAGUCGCCGACAGUGCUCGGUAUAAAAACAGACCAGAAGAAGCAACAGACACCAGCAAGUCUGAAAGGCAAAUACGAUGGAACCCUCCAGAAGAUUGGAGACUUCACCCAGAGUUCCCCAACUCUGCUCGGGAGUAAAGGUUAGCAAGACUUUGCUUUUCUCCUUUACUGAUGUCAAUGUUCUGCACACAUCAGACAUUCAGCAUAUAUCUAUAUAUCAGUCAAAAGUUUUGACACCUACUCAUUCAAGGGUUUUUCUUUAUUUAUACUAUUUUAGAAUAAUAGUGAAGACAUCAAAACUAUGAAAUAACACAUAUGGAAUCAUUUAGUUACCAAAAAAGUGUUAAACAAAUAAAAUAUAUUUUAUAUUUGAGAUUCUUCAAAGUAGCCACCCUUUGCCUUGAUGACAGCUUUGCACACUCUUGGCAUUAUCUCAACCAGCUUCAUGAGGUAGUCACCUGGAAUGCAUUUCAAUUAACAGGUGUGCCUUGUUAAAAGUUAAUUUGUGGAAUUUCUUUCCUUAAUGCGUUUGAGCCAAUCAGUUGUGUUGUGACAAGGUAGCGGGGGGUAUACAGAAGAUAGUCCUAUUUGGUAAAAGGCCAAGUCCAUAUUAUGGCAAGAACCGCUCAAAUAAGCAAAGAGAAACAACAGUCCAUUACUUUAAGACAUGAAAGUCAGUCAAUACGGAACAUUUUCAAGAACUUUUUAAGUUUCUUCAAGUGCAGUCGCAAAAACCAUCAAGUGCUAUGAUGAAACUGGCUCUCAUGAGGACUGCCACAGGAAAGGAAGACCCAGAUUUACCUCUGCUGCAGAGGAUAAAUUCAUUAGAGUUACCAGCCUCAGAAAUUGCAGCCCAAAUAAAUGCUUCAGAGUACAAGUAACAGACACAUCUCAACAUCAACUGUUCAGAAGAGACUGUGUGAAUCAGGCCUACAUGGUCGAAAUGCUGCAAAGAAACCACUACUAAAGAACACCAAUAAGAAGACGACUUGCUUGGGCCAAGAAACACCUGCAAUGGGCAUUAGACCGGUGGAAAUCUGUCCUUUGGUCUGAUGAGUCCAAAUUUGAGAUUUUUUGUUCCAACCGCCGUUUCUUUGUGAGACGCAGAGUAGGUGAACGGAUGAUCUCUGCAUGUGUGGUUCCCACCGUGAAGCAUGGAGGAGGUGGUGUGGGGGUGCUUUGCUGGUGACACUGUCAGUGAUUUAUUUAGAAUUCAAGGCACACUUAACCAGCAUGGCUACCACUGCAUUCUGCAGUGAUACGCCAUCCCUAGUUUGGGCUUAGUGGGACUAUCAUUUGUUUUUCAACAGGACAAUGACCCAACACACUUCCAGGCUUUGUAAAGGCUAUUUGACCAAGAAAGAGAGAGAUGGAGUGCUGCAUCAGAUUACCUGGCCUCCACAAUAACCAGACCUCAACCCAAUUGAGAUGGUUUGGGAUGAGUUGGACCGCAGAGUGAAGGAAAACGGCCAACAAGUGGGAACUCCUUCGAGACUGUUGGAAAAGCAUUCCAGGUGAAGCUGGUUGAGAGAAUGCCAAGGGUGUGCAAAGCUGUCAUCAAGGCAAAGGGUGGCUACUUUGAAGAAUCUCAAAAAAUAUAUAUAUUUUGAUUAGUUUAACUUUUUUUUGGUUACUACAUGAUUCCAUAUGUGUUAUUUCAUAGUUUUGAGGUCUUCACUAUUACUCUAAAAUGUAUAAAAUAGUAUAAAUAACAAAAAAAACUUCAAUGAGUAUGUGUCCAAACUUUUUUGACUGGUACUAUUGGGCUACAGCCAUAUUCUAAAAUUGAUUAAAUUGUUUUUUCCCCCUCAUCAAUCUACAAACAACAGCCCAUAAUGACAAAUCAAAAACAGGUUUGUAGACAUUUUUGCUAAUUUAUUAAAAAUAAAAAAUGGAAAUAUCACAUUUACAUAAGUAUUCAGACCCUUUCCUCAGUACUUUGUUGAAACACCAUUGGCAGCGAUUACAGCCUCGAGUCUUCUUGGGUAUGACGCUACAAGCUUGGCACAACUGUAUUUGGGGACUUUCUCCCAUUCUUCUCUGCAGAUCCUCUCAAGCUCUGUCAGGUUGGACGGGGAGUGUUGCUGCACAGCUAUUUUCAGGUCUCUCCAGAGAUGUUCGAUUGGGUUAAAGUCCGGGCUCUGGCUGGGCCACUCAAGGACAUUCAGAGACUUGUCCCGAAGCCACUCCUGCAUUGUCUUGGCUGUGUGCUUAGGGUCGUUGUCCUGUUGGAAGGUGAACCGUCACCCCAGUCUGAGGUCCUGACCGCUAUGGAGCAGGUUUUCAUCAAGGAUCUCUCUGUACUUUGCUCUGUUAAUCUUUUCCUUGAUCCUGACUGGUCUCCCAGUCCCUGCCGCUGAAAAACAUCCCCACGGCAUGAUGCUGCCACCACCAUGCUUCACCGGAUGGUGCCAGGUUUCCUCCAGACGUGACGCUUAGCAUUCAGGCCAAAGAGUUCGAUCUUGGUUUCGUCAGACCAGAGAAUCUUUUUUCUCAUCGUCUUAGUCUUUAGGUGCCUUUUGGCAAACUCCAAGCGGGCUGUCAUGCGCCUUUUACUGGGGAGUGGCGUCCGUCUGGCCACUCUACCAUAAAGGCUUGAUUGGUGGAGUGCUGCAGAGAUGGUUGUCUUUCUGGAAGGUUCUAACAUCUCUACAGAGGAACUCUAGAGCUCUGUCAGAGUGAUCGGGUUCUUGUUCACCUCCCUUACCAAGGCCCUUCUCCCCCGAUUGCUCAGUUUGGCCAGGCGGCCAGCUCUAGGAAGAGUCUUGGUGGUUCCAAACUUCUUCCAUUUAAGAAUAAUGGAGGCCACUGUGUUCUUGGGGACCUUCGACCUCUGCUUGGUUUUUGCUCUGACAUGCACUGUCAACUGUGGGACCUUAUAUAGACAGGUGUGUGCCUUUCCAAAUCAUGUCCAAUUAAUUGAAUUGACCACAGGUGGACUCCAAUCAAGUUGUAGAAACAUCUCAAGGAUGAUCAAUGGAAACAGGAUGCACCUGAGCUCAAUUUCUAUUCUCAUAGCAAAUGGUCUGAACACUUAUGUAAAUAAGGUUUAUUUAUAGUAAUUUUUUUUAUUUGCUAAAACUUCUAAAAACCUGUUUUCGCUUUGUCAUUAUGGGGUAUUGUGUGUAGAUUGCUGAGGAUAAAAAAAAAAAUAUAUAUAUAUAUAUAUCAAUUUUUAGAAUAAGGCUGUAACGUAACAAAGUGGAAAAAGUCAAGGGGUCUGAAUACUUUCCGAAGGCUCUCUCUGUGUGUGUGUGUGUGUGUGUGUGUGUGUAUAUAACUACAUGUCUGUCCAUAGCUAAGACAAUUCUGGGGAUUGUAAGUGGAAGAUCUACCGAGCGAGAGAAAGCCAAAGCAGUGAAACCGAAGAAGACCAAGAGGAAACUCUACAAGACAGACAUCUCCUCUCCUCUGGACAUCCCAUCUCAUCCGGUGAGUGGCAACUGGGUGGAACUUGGCCUCAGAAGCCCAGGCUUCUUAUGUUCUGUUCGAAAGCCUUGGAAAGUUCUCCUCGGGAAGACGAUUUUAAAAAGGGUAGAGUAUGCUUCCCUGCAAAGGCAAAACGCGGUAACUGUGCCAACGGUGAAACUGAGAAAAUUGGCUUUAAAGUUUUUUUGCUAGCCAGCCAAAUAUGUUGUAGGUAGACAAGUGAUAAUACAUCAGUGGAUUAUCACUUAUCUUAUUAUGAAGUCAUUUUUAUGCAAAUCAACCAUGACCACUGAUUUAACCUAUGACCCCUAAAAUGCAGAUGCUGCACUGUGCCUUUGUAUGACCUUAAACAAAGGCAAAGCGCAGUAUCAACAAUCUCUAAAUGUGUUUAUCCAACUUUAGUGUUAUUUUUUUGUUUGAUGGAAACUGUUUGAGAGUUCUAACUACAUUCCAACUGCAUUUAAUGGUUUUAUGUAGUUAUGUCUUCAUGUUUUGAAUGUUGUAGUAGCCCUCAAGCAUUUUUUCGCCAUAAGGUAAGGACUAUUUUAUCACGCAGAAUGUUUGUACUGCACAGUCAAAUAUUUUUUAAAGUAUAAUCUAAAUGUGUUUAUCCAUCUUUCUUGUUGUAUUUCUGUUUGACUUGUAUGGUCAUUUAUUUGACUUAGUGGUCAUGGUUGAUAUGCAUAAAAAAUGACUUCAUAAUAAGAUAAUACAUCAGUGUAUAAUCACUUGUCUACCUACAACAUAUUUGUCUGGAAAGCAAAUAAACUUUAAAGCCAUUUUUCUUUGCCUUUGUAUGGCAGAGCUGGUAACUGCAGUCAAAACAUGGUGGACCAAAGCCAAGGUGUUUGCCUUGGUUUUUACUUGUAUUUUGUAGUUACUGCAAAUUUCACACUAAAUAAUGCUAUAUGGAAAAACAAGGAAAUUCCUCUCCUGGGGUGAAAUGUAAUUUCUACUUAGAGCUUGGUGGGACUUGGAUGGUUUGCUUUAGAAAAUAACAAUACAAAAAGAGACUGAGAUUGUGUAAAUUUUUUAUCUAUUUAGGUGGUACUAACAAACCACUGGUGCAAGCUAAUAUUGCAUUGUUUUGUUAUGUUGCAGAUCAUUGGUCUUGAUCAAGAUGAGAAAGAAAGCGACCAUCUCAUUAUCAAGAGGCAGCUUAGAUCAAGAACCGCAAGGAAAUGACUCCAAACUUAGUCAACAGUGGCCGAGAGUUGGUAUUGCUUACUUGAUUUAAACUAUUUUGUGUUAGAAAACUAGCCAUGUACAUAUGUGAAUAUUUUCAUAUUUUGUUUCUCAUUCUAUUCCAUUAUGUUUGAAAAACUUUCUCAGAGAUUCUUUUUUAAAUUGAAAAUAGUGUACACACUAUAGAGAACUUGGAAAGUACCAAACAGUUUUGUAAAUGUACAUUGGAGACGCAGCCCGUGUUUGGAGAGCAAGGGACACAUUGUAGACAAGGGACACAUUGGAGGAUAGAGUAUUGUUUUGUCCUGCUCGAAUGUGGCCAAAAGUGUAUAAUGUCAUAAAUUUUAAUGGCAGCUGUCAGGGGUGGUUGUCAUCUGAGUAGAGUAAAUAAUCUAAUCUCUCACCCCCUCUCUCUGUGGUGGGCCCCUGACAGGUCCCACUCACAGCCAGUCGGGUUCAGUCUCAGGUGGGCAAUUAAUGGGACAUUCGCCAGUGUUUAGCUACGUCAUUGGCGUUGUCAUUGAAAACAUGUCUCUGAUGAUUAAAUGCUUUUUGUUCUCUGC